AUGUGGUUGCCGCUUGUGCUGCAUGUCCCGCCAGAUUCUCGUGCUCCUGUUUGUUGCCAGCAUGUUGGUGGGCCAACCGGGAAGACGCAGUACCACCGCCUCGUUGAUAGUCUGACCGGCGACGAGCGCAUCGUCCGCGGGCCCUUGGUUUAUGCACCAGAGCCGCUGGAGCAUUUGGUCAAUGGCACGGAGGAGGCAUUGAUGAUCAAUGCCCAAGCCUCCGUCAUUGUCGAGAACAGGAGCUCUGGAAUCCUUCGGCUGGUCCGUGAGCCAGGACUCUUCUACCCGAGUCCGUACGAGUUCGUCCUGGGCUGGCGCUAUUCGUUCUUGGUGGAAGAGCAGCUGUACGCGGUCGUGAAAAACGAGCUGAAUGGAUCGACUUCCGUUCACGAAGGUCCGACCCUGUUGAUGCUGGAUGCCUAUGAGCAGCUCGUACGGAUGAGCCGCAAGGUGGUGGUACGCAAGGAUGAGUACCUGCGUCUGGUCGAUCGACGUACCGGCGCCGAGCGUGUAGUGCAUGGCCCCACGACCGUGGCGCCCGCGGCAGAGGUGCCGGUGGUUUAUCAUUUUCUUUGCAUCGUUCCAUUGCUGGAGUGGUGUGCGGCUUGA
Symbiodinium natans is the source of this 609-nucleotide messenger RNA. Lineage: Eukaryota; Dinophyceae; Suessiales; Symbiodiniaceae. The record is from the annotation of a GenBank genome assembly.